Molecule: messenger RNA, 5449 nt
Organism: Acaromyces ingoldii
Lineage: Eukaryota; Fungi; Basidiomycota; Exobasidiomycetes; Exobasidiales; Cryptobasidiaceae
Exons: 2
Coding region: 329-5233 (1634 amino acids)
Biological process (GO): phosphatidylinositol phosphate biosynthetic process; inositol phosphate biosynthetic process
Cellular component (GO): cytoplasm; nucleus
Molecular function (GO): inositol hexakisphosphate kinase activity
Source: RefSeq, a predicted model, not a curated record
CGCUCAUCUGUGGUCCACACCCCCACCCUGUUCGCUUCUUCUCUUUCCUUCUCGUCUCACCUCGCCGCCACUCUUGUCGACAUCACUCGGCACACUCGCACCACAUACACACAAGUCCUGCAGGGUUUCUCUCGCUCGAUUUGUCACGACGCCGGACGUCUGUAUCCAUACGCGCUCUCCCAACUCUUGUACGGGCGUCCAUCGAAGUAACGAUGGCGGCGGCACGAUAGGUGGGGACAAUCCGCAACACCAUCGGCACCAACGAGGCAGUGACUUCUGCAUUGUGCAUCGCCCUCUUUCGCGAGUGGAGUCCAAACGACACCCAUAAAUGGCACAGAGGCAGCAGAGCAGUGACAGGCCCGCCGUCGCUGCAUCAAGCCCGGGGCCUUCGUCAUCAUCGUCGUUGCUGUCAUCGCCUCCCCGGGAGCAGCUUCGGCUUCAACACCAAGCGCAGAGACGCUCACUGCCUGACGAUGGAGGGAAUGGUAGUGCUGGUGGGAGUGGGAGCGGCCGAGGGCGACCGGGCGUGGAGAACACCGCUUCGCAUGCGGUAUAUGCACCAGGGUCCAACCCAGAUCACAUCUCCAGCGGCGGCCUUCAUAUCAGCUUGCCACCCGGUGUUCCUACUCCAAGCCUCAGCAUCUUUUCGCCCCCCGCCCACCGACCAGUCGCCCCCGCGGCGUCUUCUUCCGCUGCAAAGCCCGGCGACAGACCGGGUGGGGAGCAUGCCAGACGUAGCAGCGCCUCUUUUGACGGGACGAGUUCCACUCGAGCAGGCAAGGCUGUUUCCCCGCAACAGCAGCAGCAGCAGCAUGACCAGCAACUGCAGUCGCCGUCCGGCAGCAGGCCUUCCCCGCCCGGCGGCCCUGAGUUUUCCAACCCAUUUGCCGUUGCGGCCCCCGCGGCCUCGUCGGCCUCCUCCGCCUCGUCACCCGCCGGCGCGCCUUCAUCACUGGCGAACCCUGCCCAGGGGGAAUUCCGGCGGGCAGAGGCGAUGCUCCCCCGGUCCGUCGAGUGGGGGCCGAUUCACCAUCACUCGCCCGCCUCGCUACUCGCCAAUGCCACGCCAGGCACACGCUCGGCGAAGAGCACGCCUGGACGGCGAUUGGCGAGCGCCGUCGAGGACGAAGACGAAGUGGACCUCGACGUCUUUCCACUGCGAGGCAGCGACGCAAAGAGGAGAGACAUUGAUCUGACUCUGCCUCCCGCCAUGCUCAGCUCGGGCCGAAAGGCCAGUGUCAGUCUACAGCUCUUCAAGGAGACGAACAAGGGCACAGGAGGUGCCGGCGCCGCCGUGCCCGGACAAGGGCCAGGUCAAAGUCCAGGUCCAGGUCCAGGUUCAGGUCCAGGUCCACUUCCUGGCGCUGGGCCAGGCGGUGCAUCGAGCUCCCACCUGGAGAGCUUGGAGGAGAAUUCGCGACGAGGAAGCGGCGAGGGCGCAAAGACGGCUAGGGGGCCAAGCAAAGGAAGACUCGCCAUCGGCGCGUCUCGCAGCAGAAGCAAGCCUCCUCUGUCGGCUGAUCGACAGGUGGCUUCCUCGUCCUCAAGCACUCAUCCGAUAGUAGAUGGUCAGCGGCCAGCGACGCCUUCGUCCAUCUUGGGCCAGGCCGCCAGGGCCCAUCCUCCGGCAGAGCUGGUCGGCAAGGCCCCUGCGGCGGCGUAUCGCCGAUCACAGACUCAACCACCCAAGGCGCACACCUCGGAUCAUGCUUCUCGGUCCAGCGCUCUACUUGCCCCACGCCUGGCUGAUGUGGGCGAUGACGACGUCAGCUCCGACAGCUGGCAUAAGGUCUCGUCCCCUAAGCCGGCUCACGACGGAAGAGCCGAGGACAUUAUAGAAGAAGACGACUUGCCCAGCUCAGAGUCAUUCGAGGACUAUGAUUACGAUGAGGAGGACGAAGAGGACGGAGAGGAAGAUGAGGAAGAGGAAGAGGAAGAGGACUAUGACGACGAACAACAAGGAGGAGACAAAGAGGGAGUGGAAGACGAUGCGAUGCAGGACUUUGACGAUCCAGUCUUUGAAGGCCAGGACCAUUGGAACGACGACAUGGCUCGCUCGAGCUCCCUGACGAUUGGCACGCAUGCAGAGGCACAUCAGAGGGCGCUAGGCCUGCCGAGGGAUGCAAGCCCACCCACAGUGGUACAGCUGCAGCCCUUUGAUAACCAGGUGGGAGGCCACAACUCCAUCUUCCGCUUCUCCAAGCGCGCCGUCUGCAAGCCUUUGGUCAGUCGAGAGAACCAAUUCUACGAGGCCGUUGAGCGGGAGCAUCCUCGCCUCCUCUCCUUUAUUCCACAGUACCUCGGCGUCCUCAAUGUCACGUAUCGCCACGUCGAAAGAAUCAAGGAGGGGAGCGUCAGCGGUGCGCAGGCCGACGGCGAAGAGGGCGAUCACGAUACGGACGAUGGGAGAGAUGGACACGCGGGAGGGCAGGGGGCGGAGCGAGGCCGGAGACCUACAGCUUCGCGGCGAGCUUCAGAUAUGAAUGUGCCAGGCCGAAGAAAAGUAUUCGAGGGUCAGGGCGAUCAUGAGGACGAAGUGGCCGAGGUGGCGCUGGACAUGAACCGUCACAUCAUCCCCGAAUGGAUGCUCCGACGUAGCGGCGUCAAGAGCGAGAGGGGCACGCCAUCAGGCACGCCGCUGCAGAGACCCAGUGUCAGCCAUCGAACGCUGCCCGUGGGCCACCUGCACAAGCACAAGCAGCCCCAUUCGAUUGAGAGGCCUUCCUCUCAUCUCAGCUCCAGCGCAGAAGGGCAGAGCCACUCGUCUCAUGACCGAACCUUUUCGCCUCAGCUCGGCCCUACCUCGGCCGUCGGUGUCGACACGCCCCUCUCGACCAGCCCUCCGACGGCGCCGGCGUCGCCCGGAAUGUCGGCAUCGCCAGUGUCGUCUCGCAAUGUGUCCAAGGCUUCGAUGGGAGGCCUCAGCCUGCUUGACUCGAGCAUGCACGAGUCUAGUCGCUCCGUCACGCCGAGCUCUGCCGGCGGGCAUAUUAUAGGCCGCGGCUGCACCUCGGUCAACCGUCGUCUCCAAGAGCAAGUCCUGCGCGAGGUGUUCAGCACGCCUCUGCUGAAGGACGCAGACUCCCACGGAGGCUGGAGCUCGUCGAGAAGAACUGCGCGCAGGAACCGACGAAGGCUGGCAAAGGCGUGGGAGGAGAGCGAGGAAGGAGCUGCUCGGGCUGCCGUCACUCAAGCUGCGGCCGUUGCCGCCGCGGCCGAACCCUCGUCUACUCUUCUGGACGGCGACAACAGAGCGAGCAAAGAGACUGCGACAAAUCGCGAGAUGGAACGCCAGUCCAGGCAAGUGCCGCCUCGCCUGACCGACAGCAUUUCGUCGCUUGUCGAGGCGCCACUUCCGUCUGCUCCGCUGUCUAGUGGAAGUACCAAGACGCAAGAAUCGGGACAAUCUAGGCGUCCGCGAAGGGUGCACAGCGACGUCGCCCUGAUGCUCAAGAGUCGUUCAUCGCUUGGAAUCACGCCUUUGGAGUCCAUUGAGUUCACGCCUGACUCCAGCCUCGAAGUCGUAAAGCAAGACGACCACGAGGCUCCUACAUGGUCUCGAUCGGGCGAAGCGUCGUCCAAAAAGCACGUCAGGAGAGGCUCGACUGACAGCCACAUGUUCAACAUGGAGGAUGCCGAUGGCGACGAGGCCGACGGCGCCAACGCCGCCAGCAGACGUAUGAGCCAACCCGCGGGUGCACGCAGCGUCGUUGAUCGUAGCCGAAGUCGGAGCCGCAGCAGAGCGGCGAGCGCGGAAAAGCGACUCUCGCCUGCUCACUUUGCCAUGUCGAAACCGAUGAUGCCGACGUCUCAGAUUGUGCCCAGCCCCCUGCCCGAGAGCAUCGAGGAGAUCAACGCAGCAGACGAAGGCGAGACGUUGCGGCAAAAGACGCCGCGUCCCUUCCGGGCGACGGAUGAUCAAGGCGAGACGAUCAAGUUGGGUCCUUCGGCCUUGGAAGGCGCGACGGCGUCCCCACGAAAUACUGAAGAAGUUCGUGAAUCGUCUCCGAUUCGCCAGGAGCACUUUCUGCUCAUGGAGGAUCUCACCGGCAGGCUCAAGUCGCCUUGCGUUCUGGACCUCAAGAUGGGCACGCGCCAGUACGGCCUCGACGCAACCGAUGCGAAAAAGAAGAGCCAGACGAAAAAGUGCGACAAGACGACAAGUCGGACGCAUGGCGUGCGCAUCUGCGGCAUGCAGGUCUACGAUGCGACAAAGGGCAGCUACCUAUUCCAGGACAAGUACUACGGGCGCAAGGUGUCACCCGACGACUUUCCCCACGCCCUCGCUCGCUUCUUCCAUGAUGGCCGACGGCUCCUGGUGCAUCACAUCCCCAUCAUCCUCGAGAAGCUGUACAGGCUGGCACGCAUCGUCCACGAGCUCAAGAGUUACAGGUUUUAUGCCAGCAGCCUCCUCUUCAUCUAUGACGGCGACGAGAGCACCCAGGAUCGGCUCGAGGCCGAGUUCGAGGCAAGACAGCGAAGGGGCCUGGCCGGUUGCUCGCCCUUUGUCAUUGAGAGCCUCCAGGCGAGCCCAGUGACCGGACCAGUGCUCUCGCCUUCCAAGAUCGACGAUGCGUUUUCGCCCACGUCAAAGAGCAGCAGCACUACGACGGCGUUUCAACCGGCGUCGGUCUCUUCGUCGCGUGCCUCGCUGUCGCCGCUCUUGCAGCCCUUGUCGCAGGGGACGUCGACGGUGCCUGCAUCUGGCCCUCCACGGCGGCGCCGUAAAAAGGGCGAGAUCAACAUUCGCAUCAUCGAUUUCGCCCACUGUACCACCGGCUCGGACUUUUACUUUCCACCACCCUCGCCCCUGGCAUUUGCAGGUGGUGCUGGUGAUGAGGUGGAGAAAGAGGAAGAGAAGAGGCAGAGGAGGGAGCGGCAGGAGGAAGAGGCCAGACGGCUCAAUCUCCCCUUGGCACGCUUCCCGCCGGGACUCAAGGACGGACCUGACUCUGGUUAUCUCUGGGGUCUACAGCAUCUCGCAGAGUCCUUUGAGACAAUAUGGCACGAAGAGCGGCUGAGGCGGAUGGAUGAAGCCGAAGCUGAGGCGGCACUGCAGAGGCAGCGCCAAACGCAGCAACAGCAGCCCGACGACGCAGAGGGCUUGGAUGUCCUCAUUGAGAGGAUCCGACAAGAGGCGGAUCUCGGUCCGCUCAAGAUUGAGGGUAGCGACGUCUUUCACGACAUUUUCGGAGACGGGCCAGCGGGCCUGCAUGGGUAUGUCUCGACUUAGCCUUUGAUAGAACUCUCGCUCCCGUUUCUCCUCGGAACAUUAUUCCCACGGCAACGGCCUGUCAGGUCACCCCCUAUCUUUUUUUUGUGUGUGUUUUUCUGUUGUCCUUUUUCUUUCUUUGUCUUUGUCGAGUAACCCUACACUAUCCGCACUGGAGCAAUUUCAUGUAGCAAGAGUACAGAGGUCUCCUAUGCCUGGAUUAAUACUAAAUGGGGA